Molecule: messenger RNA, 978 nt
Organism: Nilaparvata lugens (brown planthopper)
Lineage: Eukaryota; Metazoa; Arthropoda; Insecta; Hemiptera; Delphacidae
Exons: 1
Coding region: 1-978 (325 amino acids)
Source: RefSeq, a predicted model, not a curated record
AUGAGUGUAUGUGCUGAAUGUAAACUCUCAGUUAAUCGCCAAGCUAAGGACAAGUUAGUGUGUUCCGGCUGUAAAUCGUUGUUUCACGGACAAUGUGUUAGUGGAAAAAAAAUAAGUGAAGCCGAAUUGGAUAUUUUAGUGGCCAAUUGCUGGUCUUGUAAACAUUGCGUGGCUAAGUUAAAAAGCCAACGUAAUGAAAAUAUAGACUUGACACCUGUGAAAGCGUCCUCAUCCAUCUCCGGCGCGCAGGUUCCGAUUUCUAUGGACCUUUUCAAGACAAUUAUAGCGGAUUUAAAGUGUGAUCUCAGUGAGGGACAGUCAAGGCUGGAAAUAUCCCUUCAGUCUUGUCUGGAGAAGCUUGGCUCCACUUCUGAAACUUUAGUCAGGCUUGAGGAAAUAAUCAAAACCCAACAGGCUACAAUAUCGAACUUGCAAUCCGAAAAUACCAAACUGAAAAAAAAUGUGGAUAUGCUAAAUGAGAGGGUGGAUGCUCUCGAACAAUAUGGGCGAAGAAACACCCUCGAAAUACACGGGAUUCCUGCUGCGCGUGAAGAAAAUACCAGAGACCUGGUGCUGGCUGCCUGUAAAGCGGUCGGAGUCGAGCUGCGUCCGGAGGCGAUUGACUGCUGUCACCGCCUUCCCAAGGGAGCAAAUCAACGCUCGCCGGGCAUCAUAGCCAAGUUCGUCCGACGCGAUGUCGCACACAUGGUCCUCGACAAGAAAAAACAAAUGAGGAAUCUUUCUUCGCGUGACGUUGGUGUUCGGGGUGAGGAACACUCCGUUUUCAUCAACUUGUCGCUGACUGCGAUGCGGAGGAGGAUAUUAUCUCAGGUAAAGAAGCUGCAAAAGGAUCACGGAUUCAAGUAUGUGUGGGUGGAUAAAGCGGGCAAUAUAAAGGUAAGACCAGUUGAUAAGGGUAGGGUCACAGUGAUUAAUUCUGAUACGGAACUGAACGCUUUCAUUGCUACUUUGGCGUAA